This is a messenger RNA of Camellia sinensis, 483 nucleotides long. The record is from RefSeq and is a predicted model, not a curated record. NCBI's taxonomy places the organism in Eukaryota, Viridiplantae, Streptophyta, Magnoliopsida, Ericales, Theaceae.
AUGAUCAUCACUGGCCCUGACUCUUCUACUAUCUUUGAAGUCAAGCAGCAUCUUUUCCGUACUUUUGAAAUGAAGGAUCUAUACCCCUUGCGGUAUUUUCUUGUUAUUAAGGUAGCUUCUUCUCCCAAAAGCUACUUUCUUUCUCAAGCCAAGUAUGCCAAUGACGUUAUUCAUCGUACCGGUCUUACUAAAACUAAGAUUUCUGAUGCCCCUAUUGAGCUUAAUGUGAAGCUCACCCCUUCUGAUGAGUACUAUAUUUCAGGAUUUAUUAUUGUCUUCUACUUCCUCUUUUUGGACUUAGUAGCUUAUGCUGAUUCUAAUUGGGCUGGUGAUGUCACUGAUCGCAAGUCCACUUCUGGCUUCUGUAUGUUUCUUGGUGAUUCCUUGAUUUCUUGGAAGAGCAAGAAACAGACUGUUGUUGCGCGUUCCACUACCCAGGCUGAGUACCGUGCUAUGGCUCAUGCCACUACUGAGAUUGUUUGA